CCGUCCCGUCCCGUCCCAUCCGCGGUCCGGGCGCGGGGAGGCCCCACCCCGGGGCGGUCGCCGGCGCCGCGCUAGGACCCAGGUGUCCGGGAGAGGAGCAGGAAGCGGGAGCCGCCGGCCGCCGGCGCGGGGCCGUGGGGCGGGGGGCCGUGGGGCGGGGGGCCCCGCCAUGGGGCCGCCGGGCCUGGCGCUGCUGGCGCUGCUGGCGGCCAUGGGGCGCUGCGCCCCCCGCGACACCCUCGCCUGCUCCCAGGGCCUCGCCUGCCGCCUGCUCGGUAAGUGCCGCGCGGCCUGGCCGCCGCCGGACCCACGGCGCCGGGGAGCCGGGCGACCCCCGGGACCCACGGCGCGGCCCCCCCUCCCCGCAGAGGCGGACGUGCUGUGCGGCCCGGAGGCGCCGGGGCCGGGCCCGGGGCUGGUGCCGGCGCGGCUGCGGCUGGAGCCGGCGCUGCGGUGCGCGGGGGCCGCGGCCUGUGCGCCCUGCCUGCGCGCCCGCCUCGACCUGGCGCUGGGGGCGGCCGCCGGCCCCCCGCGGGCCCCGCCGGGGGACGGGGACGGCGCCGUCGCCGGGAUCCUGCUGCUCUCCGGCCACGCGUACUCCUGGUCCCGCUGCGUCGCUGUGGAGGUGCGGGCGCCGCUGCGCCCCGGCGGCACCCUGGGCUCGGUGACGUUCCAGUGCUUCGAGGCGGCGCUGGGCUCCGAGCUGCGCGUCACGGCUUACACCAACGCUCGCGGCCGCCCGAGGCUGAGCCGCAGCCGCCGGGUGCCAGACUGCUCCUGGCCCGCAGCGCAGGCCGCCGUCCCGCAGUGCCGAGUGCCCCGGCUGCAGGUCUGGCGCGGGCCCGCGGUGGCGGUGGUGCAGGUGCAGGAGGCGGCGGCAGGGCACGGCUACACCCUGCGGCUCUACCACAACCGGAGCCGCGGCGCCGGCGCCGGGCGCGCCGUGACGGCGAGCGGGCCCCUCAACUACAGCCUGCCGGCCGACGAGGUGCUGCCCUGCCUCUGCCUGCAGGUGUGGCCGGAGAUCCAGGACCCGCCGCGGGCCACCUCGUGUCCCUUCUCCCGUGACGCCGAGGCCUGGGAGCGGCUCUGGGCCCGGAGCCGGCUGCUCCUGCACGACGCCGGCGACUCGCUGACCUGCUCCGUCUCGGCCCCCUGCGACCUCCCCGCGGAGCUGGUGCCCUGCUGGCGGCCGGAGCCCGCCGGGCCCUGCCAAGCGCUACCGCAGCUGCGGCAGCCCCUCGCAGCGCAGGGCCCCCAGGAGUUCAAGGCGCUGCGGCCGCACCCCAACCUCUGCGUGCAGGCGCGGAGCGGCGGGCAGGUCCGGCUGACCCAGUGCCUGCGGGACCGAGCGCUGCCCGGCCGCGCCGACGACCUGCUGCUGCUGGAGAGCCGCGGGCCCGGGGGCAACGCGUCGCUGUGCGCCCUGGAGCGGGGCGCCUGCACGCCGCUCGCCAGCUUCACCAGCACGGGCGCUGGGCGGCCCGGGCUGCUGGAGCCGUGGCUGCGGCAGGACGUGGCGGCGGGGCAGUGCGCGCAGGUGUGGCGGCAGGAGAACGGCACCGUGGCGGCGCUCUGGGCCUGCCCGCUGCACAAGUACCUGCACGCCCGCUGGGCGCUGGCCUGGAUGGCGGCGCUGCUCUGCGCCACCUGCAUCCUGCUGCUGCUGCUGCUCAAGCAGGAGGACGUGAAAGGCUGGCUGAAGACCCUGCGGGCCGGCUGCAGCCCCCAGGGUCCGGCGCGGGGCCGCCGGGCGCUGGUGCUGCACGCGGCGGAGCCGUCGGCGGAGCGGGCGGCCUGCGCGCUGGCGGCGGCCCUGCGCCCGCUGGGGCUGGCGGCGGCGGCGGCGCCGGGCGGCGGGACGGCGGCGGCCGCCCGGGGGCCGCUGCCCUGGCUGCACGCCCAGCACCGGCGGGCGCUGCGGGGCGGCGACACCGUGGUGCUGCUGCUCUCGCCGGCCGCCGCCGCCGCCGCCCGCCGCUGGGACCGCGACGACGAGGACGGCGGCGGCGACGGGCCGGGAGGCGUCGAGGGCCCGGCGGCGUGCGAGGCCUUCGCGGCGGCGCUGGCGUGCGUGCUGCCGGCGCUGGCGGCGGGCAGCGGGCGCUACGUGGUGGCGCGGCUGGAGGCGGCGGUGCCGGCGGUGCCGCGGGCGCUGCGGGCCGCCCCGGCCUUCGCGCUGCCCUCGCAGGCCCCCGCGCUGCUGCGCGCGCUCGCCGGCCGCGGGCGCCGUACGGAGCCGCAGGUGGCGCGCGCGGCCGCGCGGCUGCGGCGCGCGCUGGCGGGCGGCCAAUAAAGGCGCGCGGGUGCGCGCGCGCGCGGCCUGCUCGGCGCUG
Messenger RNA from Dromaius novaehollandiae (emu), 2336 nucleotides. It is a transcript of the gene IL17RC, whose product is annotated as interleukin 17 receptor C. The record is from RefSeq and is a predicted model, not a curated record. The transcript is spliced from 16 exons. Gene Ontology annotation, molecular function: interleukin-17 receptor activity. The coding region runs from base 170 to 2296 and encodes 708 amino acids. NCBI's taxonomy places the organism in Eukaryota, Metazoa, Chordata, Aves, Casuariiformes, Dromaiidae.